Cladocopium goreaui is the source of this 865-nucleotide messenger RNA. NCBI's taxonomy places the organism in Eukaryota, Dinophyceae, Suessiales, Symbiodiniaceae. The record is from the annotation of a GenBank genome assembly.
UUGCCGCGCUUCCAUGUAGCCUUGCUAUGUCACUGAGUAGGGCCGUGGCUCAGCGGCUGCGCCUUCGCAUUGCGCCGCAGACGGCGUGUUUGCCGCAUGGAAGGUCCUUUUCGAGAACUGCAGUUGCUCAUCACAGCCUUCUUAGACAAGGCCGAUGGAGAUGGAAUUCCACUGAGACCCCGCGGCUAGACGGCUCCAAUAUUUCAAGCUCAUCAUGGCUGCGCAAAGGCCUGGUACUGACGCUGAAGCUGGUCUUAAUAUGGGUUCCAGCCCUGGCGGCGUGGACUGCGGUGGUGUCUGGAGUGACGCUGGACCUACGGACACCAGAAGAGAUAAACCAGGAAGAGCAGGAGGCUCAGAAACUGGAAAGGUUCUUUGACGUGGAACACCUUCCUGAAGUUGAAUAUGCGGCAGAAUGGGGUGCAAAAGAGCAGGCAUUAGCCAGCAUCGUGGACAAGCUUACCAGGUCAAGAACUGUGCAAGAAUCCAUGGAGCUACUGCCGGUGGACACAGCACCAGGCCCUUCGGAGCGCUCGGAGGAGGCUGAAGCGGUCAUGGAGUUUUCCUACAUCCAUCCACCGCCGCAGGCCAGCAGCCUCAACACCUUGGAUGUGGAAAUUGCAUCUGAAGGAUACCGACCUUGGAAUCCUCGCUUGAUUCUUGCCCACACGUCUGGCAGUCUCGCAUUGGUGACCAUGAGAUUUCAGCAUCUCCAGGCUGCGCACGGCCGAAGCGAGACAUGGUCAUGUACAAAGCUUCGAGUGGAGCUGAUACCGAGUUCACCUGGGGCCUUGGAAGAAGCCAUUUGCGAUCUCCAGGGACCUCUACCACAUGGUGUCCGUUACAUGCGAAUUUGAGGUGAAAA